Cornus florida is the source of this 2246-nucleotide messenger RNA. Its product is annotated as ADP,ATP carrier protein ER-ANT1. The coding region runs from base 531 to 1460 and encodes 309 amino acids. Gene Ontology annotation, biological process: mitochondrial ADP transmembrane transport; mitochondrial ATP transmembrane transport. The transcript has 5 exons. Gene Ontology annotation, cellular component: mitochondrial inner membrane. Gene Ontology annotation, molecular function: ATP:ADP antiporter activity. Lineage: Eukaryota; Viridiplantae; Streptophyta; Magnoliopsida; Cornales; Cornaceae. The record is from RefSeq and is a predicted model, not a curated record.
AGAAUUUUAAAAGAAAAGAAAAUCAGAUAACGGUUCACUGCUAUCCCGCGAGCUCUCCUCCCCAGGAUCCCCAUCCUGCCUUCCUCUCUCCUCUCCAGCCGUUCUCUCAUCUGAUACGUCUCUUUCUCUCUCUUAAAAAAAAAAAAAAAAAAAAAUCUCUACCCGGAACCUAGAAAUAGGAAGAGGGAAAGGGACAGAAUCAGGUAGAAUAAAGAGGUACUCUCUCACACCCUUUCUCACUCUACGUUUCUCUCUGUGCGGAAUUGCAAUCAAGAUUGGAAUUUCUCUCCCACACGAAGUAAUUCUGUACUCUAAGGUUGCAAUUCCAUGCCCAUAUAUUGCAAUUUCUCUCUAUUUUAUUUGUGUUGCAUCAUCAAAUUUAAAUGGCAGAGCGUGAUUAGUUCCAUCACAACCAGGGUAUGCAAUAUAUGCUUGGCCUCAAACAGAGAGAAGCACAUUAAUCAUUGUUGAACUCUUAGCUGUGGUUAUACAAGGAAUAGAGAGAGAGAGAGGGGGGAGAGGUUGGGACAAUGACACAGUCGGAGAGGUUUUCAGUAGAUUUUGUGAUGGGAGGGACGGCGGCGAUAAUGUCGAAGAGUGCAGCAGCACCAAUUGAGAGGGUGAAGCUUUUACUGCAAAAUCAAGGAGAGCUGUUAAAGAGAGGACAACUGAAGAAACCUUAUACGGGUGUUGGUAAUUGCUUUAGUAGGGUCUUCAAAGAGGAGGGUCUAUUGGCCUUUUGGAGAGGUCACCAGGCCAAUGUCAUACGAUAUUUCCCAACUCAGGCUCUUAAUUUUGCAUUUAAAGGUUACUUCAAGAGCCUCUUUGGACGCUCAAAAGAGAAAGAUGGUUACAUGAAGUGGUUUGCCGGAAAUGUUGCUUCAGGGAGUGCUGCUGGAGCAACCACGUCAUUAUUUCUUUAUCAUUUGGAUUAUGCACGUACCCGUCUAGGUAUUGAUACAAAGGAGUUAGUUAAUGGUCAACGCCAAUUUAGAGGGCUAGUUGAUGUUUACCGUAAAACUUUGUCAAGUGAUGGAAUUGUAGGCCUGUAUAGGGGAUUUGGGGUUUCAAUCUUGGGAAUUACUCUCUACAGAGGCAUGUACUUUGGUAUCUAUGAUACCAUGAAGCCUAUUGUUUUGGUUGGGCCUUUUAAGGACAAUUUCUUUGCUAGUUUCCUGUUGGGUUGGAGUGUGACAACAGUUUCCGGGGUAUGUGCCUACCCCUUUGACACGCUGCGACGAAGGAUGAUGCUAACUUCUGGACAAUCCGUGAAGUAUAAUAAUGCACUCCAUGCACUCCGUGAAAUCAUUCGUCUUGAGGGUUUCAAUGCACUGUAUCGAGGAGUUACUGCAAACAUGCUUGUUGGUGUUGCAGGGGCUGGUGUACUUGCGGGCUAUGAUCAACUGUACCGAGUUGCAUAUAGACGCGGUUAUAAUCUUGAGCCUCAGAGAGCGAAUUGAAAAUCCAGCAUGGUGUGUGUACUGAUAUAGCUUGGAAAUUGAUUUUUUUUUUUUUCCUUUCCGUAAGCUAGUUUGGUAGGAGGGGUAUGAAGACAGCCGUGAGGGAAGAGAGGGAAGAUGUGCAGGUUGCCAUUGUUUGGUAUAAGGGAGAGGAAGAGGGAGGGGAAUGAAGGAUGAAUUAGGCAUCCCUUCUAGACACAUUUUCCACCUGUCUAUAACCAGGAGGGGCUUGAAGAGCAGCCGGGAGGGAAGAGAGGAAAGAUGUGCAGGUUGCCAUUGUUUGGUACAAGGGAGAGGAAGAGGGAGGGGAAAGAAGGAUGAAUUAGGCAUCCCUUCUAGACACAUUUUCCACCUGUCUAUAACCAGGAGGGGUAUGAAGAGAGGAAAGAUGUGCAGGUUGCCAUUGUUUGGUACAAGGGAGAGGAAGAGGGAGGGGAAUGAAAGAUGAAUUAGGCAUCCCUUCUAGACACAUUUUCCAUCUGUCUAUAACCAGGCACAAGGGGGAGGGACACUGAGAAUAGCUAUCCAUUCUUUACCAAAGGAAGCAUAAUUAUUUACUGUAAAUGCAGUAGGAAGAAGAGAAAGAAAGAUAAAUGGCAGAGGCGGCAUAAAAAUGGUGAUUGGUUUUGACAUUUUCCUCCAUGCGCUGAAGAGAGGUUUGUAUAUUGUGUACAGUGGAUUUAAUUAUUUUGAUUAAUUUGCAAUAUUAUUACAAGGGCAUUGAAAACAUUACAGUUUAUUGGUUUGAGUCUGAAUUUUUCUAUUUUAUCUUUAUUUUAUUAUUAA